UUGUUUAUUUUAUUCUUUUCCGGCCUUUCCUUUUGAGAUCUGGUUGUGUUUCAGAUAUAAUAUUACGGUAAUUUAACGAACUCUAUACCAAAUGGCGGACGCUGCACCAGCCGGUGGUAGAGGAGGAUUCCGUGGAGGAUUUGGUGGUGGUGAAAGAGGCCGCGGUAGAGGACGUGGACGUGGCCGCGGUAGAGGAGGUAGAGGCGGCCCGAGAGGUGCUCGUGGUGGGGCCAAAGAAGGUGACAAAGAAUGGGUACCUGUCACUAAGUUGGGUCGUUUAGUCAAAGAAAUGAAAAUCAAAACGAUUGAAGAAAUUUAUCUUUUCUCUCUUCCAAUCAAGGAGUUUGAAAUCAUUGAUUUCUUCUUGGGAAGCAGUUUGAAAGAUGAAGUAUUGAAAAUCAUGCCAGUGCAAAAACAGACAAGAGCAGGUCAAAGAACUAGGUUCAAGGCAUUCGUUGCCAUCGGAGAUUUCAAUGGACACGUUGGUUUGGGGGUGAAAUGCUCAAAAGAGGUUGCCACUGCAAUCAGAGGAGCUAUCAUCCUGGCCAAGUUGUCGAUCGUUCCAGUCAGGAGAGGUUACUGGGGUAACAAAAUUGGUAAACCCCACACCGUGCCAUGCAAAGUAACUGGUAGUUGUGGUAGUGUUGAGGUGAGGUUGAUUCCAGCCCCAAGAGGAACAGGUAUCGUCGGUGCCCCUGUCCCCAAAAAGUUGUUGCAUAUGGCUGGUAUUGACGACUGCUACACUUCUGCUAAUGGUCAAACUGCUACUCUUGGCAACUUUGCCAUGGCGACGUAUGAAGCCAUUGCAAACACAUACGCCUACCUGACACCUGAUUUGUGGAAGGAGACAGUGUUUGUGAAGUCUCCAUACCAGGAGCACACUGAUUUCCUCAUGAAGUACCCUGCUAUGGAGAGAAGAACCGGUGAAGUUAAACAGUAUUGAAGAGCUAGAGUUGGACUGACGGGCUGACUUCAAGCAGUCAAUCGGUUGAUCGGUUGACAGAUGAAGAUGAAUUGAUAGUAAUUAACUAAAUGAUUGAUUGGUUGACGGAUGGAUUGAUAGUAAUUGACUGAAUGAUUGGUUGGUUUUGUAAUAAAGCCAUCAUAUGUCAUAGAUGAUAUGCAUGUGUCAGCUUAAUAAAAAAAUUUAUAAGUUUGUAUGUGUCGAUUUUUGGUCAGAUUACUUUGUCGUUGAAUAUUAUGCAAACGAAUUAUGUAACUAGUGGAAAAAGAUUUUAUUGAAAUAGUAAAAAAAUAUGAAAAAUUUAAACGUUUAAAAUUUUUAAAGUAACGAGAAGAAAAAUCUCGAUUCACAAUGUUUUGAUUCAAGUACAUAAACGAUCAAAAAAUUUCAAAAUACGUCAACACGCAACUGUACGAACCGUCGACUUUUCAAAAAUGUGUAUUCAAAGGUAAAACGAAAUUUUGAAGAAAUGAUUUGAAGAUAGAAAAAAUAGAAAAAUACAUGGUUUUCUAGAAAAUUUGGAAAAUUUUUUUUGAAAAAUUUAAGGGAAAAAUUUGUCGCGAUCAGUCAGUGUAAUAGCAUUAGAGUUGAUGAAAUGUUCCUUUUGUUCAUGAGUUUGAUUCUGAAAUCGCUCUGUCUGCCGUGUUUUCUUGGCUUUCUCUGUUGGUGAUAUGAAAAAUAUAGAUUGUAAUUAAAGUAUUAUUAUGAAUAAUAAUUAUUUCCAUAAUAAUUAUGGAUAAUUAAUAUAACAAUUUUGAAUUUUUGUUAAUUAUGGUAUUAUAUCAUUUAUGAUGCAAUAAUGAAUGUGGUUGAUAGUUUUGUGCCUAAAUAAGAUUAAAAA
Messenger RNA from Helobdella robusta, 1805 nucleotides. RefSeq lists its product as hypothetical. The record is from RefSeq and is a predicted model, not a curated record. Lineage: Eukaryota; Metazoa; Annelida; Clitellata; Rhynchobdellida; Glossiphoniidae. Gene Ontology annotation, molecular function: structural constituent of ribosome; RNA binding. Gene Ontology annotation, cellular component: cytosolic small ribosomal subunit; ribosome. Gene Ontology annotation, biological process: translation. Bases 92 to 943 code for a protein of 283 amino acids. The transcript has 4 exons.